AGCGAAUGCAAUAUUUGUACGACUACUCUACUCAUUGUACCAUUUUAAUGUGCAUGUAAAGUUCAGGCACUCAUUAUCUACAGCUUCUUAAGUUGCAACCAUGGACGCUGUGCAAUUUGACUCCCUUCUUUCUAAUACACUUUCAUAUUAGCAACUGAAACAAAGUGCAAACACUUUACGCUACCAUGUUUUACAUAGACGCCUUUACUGCUGUGUGCCCUGGCGGCUGUGGCCCCAAUGCCCAUUGUAUACAUGACGCGGAUGGCGCAAACGUGUGUGUCUGCAACCUCAUGUAUGCCCCCGAUCAUGGAAUUCCUCCCCCGACUGGAAGCUGUAGACUCAGCCCCGCUACGAUCACGGUGACUGUGACACUCAGUCUGGUGGUAUUGGCUCUUAUGCUCUGGUUAACGUACACUAUCUUGGUCGGUUCUCGGAGGAGAAUAAAAGAGAUGCGUCGUGCGGGAAAGAAGGACCGUAACGCUUCAUGAUUAGAAAGAGCAUACGGGGCUGUCUCGAAAUUGCACAGUUCAGUAGAACUUUUUACCGUUAUGACACAACUCCAUUCCUUUCCAGGAUAUCCCUAUUUCCAUAAAUACAACAGCAACUUUUGACAAAAUAUGUUGCAGACCAUUCGAAAUGGCUAUUUCCUUCAGUUGGCUGUACCUACGUUCGUAAAUGGCACCCGUGCAUACAUAUGCUUCUUAUAUUACUUUCAUAUCAAUCGAGGAAGAUGUACCUAUUUUUACACAUCCUUUGAUAACACAAAUGUUAUUAUUAUUUUCAUUUAAAACAGAAUGCUUACUUUUAUAAACCUUGCACCUUGAAUUUUGUUGCCAGAUUGUGAUUUCGAAUGUUGUGUACUCCAUGUUUGUGAUGGUCUAGCAUAUUGCUCACUUCUGUGUUCACCGCGAAACUUGCGCACCAGCAAGAAUUUCUUCACUUGUCCAAAGCUGAAUUUAGGGAUCAUGCUGCUUCACUUGUCACAUGCGACACACCGUGGAA
Messenger RNA from Dicrocoelium dendriticum, 1002 nucleotides. Lineage: Eukaryota; Metazoa; Platyhelminthes; Trematoda; Plagiorchiida; Dicrocoeliidae. The record is from the annotation of a GenBank genome assembly.